This is a messenger RNA of Syzygium oleosum, 977 nucleotides long. RefSeq names its product nuclear pore complex protein NUP98B-like. The transcript has 3 exons. NCBI's taxonomy places the organism in Eukaryota, Viridiplantae, Streptophyta, Magnoliopsida, Myrtales, Myrtaceae. The coding region runs from base 328 to 837 and encodes 169 amino acids. The record is from RefSeq and is a predicted model, not a curated record.
GGCUUCGCGUGCGUAGCCAUGAAAUAUCUAGUUCAUGCUCAUUGCCAGAUAUGUCGGCAAAAUUCGCGAUCUCUGUGUUUGUUGAUUGUUUGGAAUGAUGUUGCAGGCUUCUGAUCCGGCUUCGGGGGGUUUUUGAAGUUAUUAUAGGUUGCUCUGUCCAGAGAAUCGCAGCGAGGAUGUCUGGCGGAAAUAACCCUUCUGGGCAAUCAUCUAGCAGUCCUUUUGGGUCCCAAUCAGUCCUUGGGCAGGCAAGCAACCCAACCAAUCCUUUUGCCCCACAAUCUUUUGGUAGCCUAAACCCUUUUGGCACUCAAAACGGGAAGCUCCAUGUUCGGUGGAACUUCAACUGGUAUUUUUGGAGCUACUCGAACCUCUCUGCCUUUUUCUACUACGCCUCCGUUUGUUGCUUCAUCUUCACCAUCUUUUGGAACUUCAACACCCACUUUUGGUGCAUCAUCAACUCCCGCUUUUGGAAGCUCUUCCUCAGCUUUUGGUGCAUCUUCUCUUUUUGGACAAACGCCUGCUUUUGGUGGGUUUGGUUCGACCCCUCCUCAAACAAGCCAUUUCGGAAGCACAAGUCAGCCAUCACGGCCAGCAUUUGGGAGCAAUGUUUUCGGUUCCUCCCCCACCUUUGGUGCCUCAAGUCAGUCAGCAUAUGGCGGUACUAGCACUCCUGCCUUUGGUUCAACCAGUACCCCUCCAUUUGGAGCUACAAGCACUCCUGCCUUUGGUUCAACUACCACUCCUCCAGUUGGUAGCACGGACUGUAUUUGGGAGCAAUGUUCUGGUUCUUCCCCCAACUUUGGUGCAUCAAGUCAGUCAGCAUCUUCGACCUAAAAAAAAAAAGUCAGUCAGCAUCUGGCGGUACUAGCACUUUUGCCUUUGGUUCUACCGGUACCCCUCCAUUUAGAGCUACAGGCACCCCUGCCUUUGGUUCAACUACCACUCCUCCAUUUGGUAGCACAGGGACUGCAUUU